AUGGCUGGUUUAACCCGUCCCAUCCUGCAGUCCAUGCCGGACACGCGUCAGCAAUCGUUCGAGGAGAUCUACGGGCCUCCGGAGAACUUUCUCGAGAUAGAGGUCCGCAACCCGCGCACGCACGGCACGUCACGCAACAUGUACACGGAUUACGAGAUCGUGUGCCGGACCAACAUCCCGGCCUUUAAGCUACGGCACUCUUCGGUGCGCCGGCGCUACAGCGAUUUCGAGUACUUCCGCGACAUUCUCGAGCGCGAGAGCGCCCGCGUCACCAUUCCCCCGCUCCCCGGCAAGGUCUUCACCAACCGCUUUUCCGACGACGUCAUUGAGGGUCGCCGUGCUGGGCUCGAGAAAUUCCUCAAGAUCGUUGUUGGCCAUCCACUACUCCAGACCGGCAGCAAGGUCUUGGCUGCGUUCGUACAGGACCCUAACUGGGACCGCAAUGCUUGGUGA
Daldinia childiae is the source of this 453-nucleotide messenger RNA. Its product is annotated as Sorting nexin-3. Lineage: Eukaryota; Fungi; Ascomycota; Sordariomycetes; Xylariales; Hypoxylaceae. The record is from RefSeq and is a predicted model, not a curated record. Gene Ontology annotation, cellular component: early endosome membrane; retromer complex. The coding region runs from base 1 to 453 and encodes 150 amino acids. The transcript has 3 exons. Gene Ontology annotation, molecular function: phosphatidylinositol-3-phosphate binding. Gene Ontology annotation, biological process: endocytic recycling; late endosome to Golgi transport.